CGUGGAUUCAGGAGCCGAGACUGGAGGCCAUUAAACAAAGAUGUGCCUCGUUGUCUCCUGCGGUCUGAUUACAGUCCCUUGUCCUCAACAAGCAGUGACUUAUCCAUGGGUGAGCUCCAGGAUCCCUUCCUUGUCAGCAUCCACCUCAUUGCUGACCCCGGCGAGGGCAAGUUCCUGCAGCAUGCUGCCGACGCCGUGCUGGCGUGGGUUCACCCUGAACUGCAGCUCUUCAGGGUCUCAGAGCGAGCCUCCGUCUCUCAGCGACCUCGGGCAAAGCGGCAUCAAAAUGGAAGCCCAGCUUCAGCCUGCCAGCCAGCCCUGGCGGUCAUCCUAUUCCUCCAGGAGGCCUACGGCGGUGAUGAGCACAUACUGAUGCUGCAUCGCGCUCUGCAGCGGCCGCCCUGGCACUACCACCAUACUGAAAAAGUCAGCAAUGGCCGGCGGAUGCUACCGUUGACCCCAUGCAGUCAGGACUUUUUCACUCUGUCUCCUGGCACGCCGCUCUGGGCCGUGCGGCAGGUCCAUUAUGGGAAGGAAAUCGUGCGUUUCACAGUCUAUUGCCGCCAUGAAAACUAUGUUGAUAUGGUGCGGCUGUACAAGCUGCUGCUUCAGCGGAGGGUUGCACAAAAGAAGGAUGACUUUUGCUUCUUUGUGGUGUACUCCAACCCUGAUAUGGAGAUCCAGCUGUCCUUUAAGAGACUCCCACGAGGCCACAGUCCCCUGGUGUUGGACUCGGCAGUAAUGGAGGUGAGGGUCCGGGACGUCGGAGUGCUGGUGCCCCUGCUGCCACACCCUUGCAGCCCAAUCAGUGAGGUGCGCUGGCAAACGGAGGACUACGAUGGAAAUAAGAUCCUACUGCAGGUCCAGGGUGCAUACUGCAAACACAGAUAUGAUCCCUGCUACAGAUCAUGCACCGUCACUGAAUCUGCUCCGUCCACCUUCACCCGCAGCGCCACCUCUCACAGGAACCGCCGUUACCAUCAACGGAUGCCACCUCGUUCCAAAGUCCACCCGACCUCCCACUACUCCAUGCCUCUGGCAUGUGAGGAGCCAGAUGAGCAGGAGCAGUGGCCAGACCAACAACAUCCUGACAGCUGGAGGUCCCAUUGGACGGGCAAUCGGUCCGGAUCCGUCUUCUCUCUACCCAACAUGGGCUCAGCCAGCUCCCGCUCUGCCUGUUCCUCUCCAGGUCCUUGUCCCAGCCCCAAUUACAGGAGCCACUCCCUUCACCGGAGUUCUUCGCUCAUCCCGCCCUUCCGCCUCAAUGUGGACGCUCUGAUCGGGGCAGAGGAGACUGAUGUAGACACGGGAAACAAGGUAAAUCCAGGUAGCAGUGUAGACCUCACAGUUGUGUCUGCGUACGUCAAAUCGAGCCUCCCACAGACUCCUCGGCCAUUAUCGGCCCCACCAGAAGACAUCGGACCCCACCUCUCUCCCGUCACCCAAGAGGGCACCUACAAAUCGGCCGCUCUGGGCCGGACUCCAAACAGCUUCUCCAUCAAAAGCUCUCGGUCUGCCUUGCAGUUGUCAUGUUCCCAAAGCACCAGUGCAAACACACUGUCCUCAGCUUCAGUGAACGAGUCAGACAGCUGCAGCAUAAUUAGUGUGCCAGUUGAAGAGAAAGACACGACAGAAGAGGAAGAACAAGAAUUCUACAUCUGAUCUUUUGCUAAAGGCUCAUAGGACUUAACUCUGGUCAGUAAUAUCAAACCUUAGUGCUGAGACAAUCAUGUAAGCUCUACUCUGCCCCCUGGUGUUUGAUAGUAAAACAACAACAGCAAACUGAAGCAAAGCACAAAGUGUUCUGAAAUAUUUGUGAAUGCUGCAUUUUUUUUUUUUUUUGCAUGUGUAUAUAUAAACUCUGUAAAUGCUACUUCAUAUCUACUUUCACGCAUUUAAUGGAGAAGUUGCAUAUCUGUGUACAGAAACAUUUAAUAAAAUUGCAAAUUGUU
Molecule: messenger RNA, 1952 nt
Organism: Haplochromis burtoni (Burton's mouthbrooder)
Lineage: Eukaryota; Metazoa; Chordata; Actinopteri; Cichliformes; Cichlidae
Product: protein FAM124A
Exons: 5
Source: RefSeq, a predicted model, not a curated record